Molecule: messenger RNA, 2071 nt
Organism: Polyodon spathula (Mississippi paddlefish)
Lineage: Eukaryota; Metazoa; Chordata; Actinopteri; Acipenseriformes; Polyodontidae
Product: complement C3-like
Exons: 16
Coding region: 38-2071 (677 amino acids)
Molecular function (GO): endopeptidase inhibitor activity
Source: RefSeq, a predicted model, not a curated record
UGUAAAGUAUUGCGCUUCGGACUCUCAGCUCAGCAUCAUGAGUGUGGCUACAGUCUGCCUCGCUGUCCUGACGCUCUCCUUCCCAGCACUUUGUAAUGGGAGCCCACUGUACGUGAUGACCGCGCCCAACGUGCUGCGGGUUGAAAGUGAUGAAAACGUUGUCGUCGAAGCUCACGGUGUCGCAGAAAACAUCGAGGUUGAAAUUCUGGUGCAAGACUUUCCCGCUAAGAGACAGAUCUUGUUCACAAGCAAGACUGCUCUGAAUGGAGGGAACAAUUACCUGGCCACAAAGUCUAUCAAGAUACCAGCAGCUCCUUUUCAAAAGGAGUCCCGGACAAAUCAGUUUGUCUAUCUGGUGGCGAAAUCGAAUUUGUUUGUCCUGGAGAAGGUCAUUGUGGUGUCCUUCCACUCCGGGUAUGUCUUUGUGCAGACAGACAAGCCCAUCUACACCCCGACAGACACAAUUCUCUACAGAGUCUUUGCUCUAACCCAUCAUCUGGAUCCCACCAGCAGCUCCAUCUCUGUUGAGAUUAUGAAUCCGGACGGGAUCAUUAUUAACAAAGAGCAGAUGAAACCGGUCACAGGGAUCGCGUCCGGCUCUUACAAGCUGCCCGAGGUCAUCAGUAUUGGCAUUUGGAAGGUGGUCGCCAAGUACGAGCAGACACCCCAGGAAAAUUUCACCUCCGAGUUUGAAGUUAAGGAGUACGUGCUGCCCAGCUUUGAAGUGAAGGUGGAGCCGAUGCAGAAGUUCUUCUACAUCGAUGAUGACAGUCUGUCUGUUGAAAUCACUGCCACUUACCUGUAUGGGAAGAAGGUUACAGGCACGGCUUACGUCAUUUUUGGAGUGCUGGUCGAGGACGAGAAGAAAAGUCUCUCUGGUUCCCUUCAGAGAAUCCCGAUUGACGACGGUCGGGGACUGGCUGUGUUGGAGAGAAAGGACAUUUUGAGCUCUUUCCCAGACAUUGAAACCAUUCAUAAAAUGUCUAUCUAUGUGUCUGUAACGGUUCUAACACAAAGUGGAAGCGACAUGGUGGAAGCUGAGAGGACAGGGAUCCAGAUCGUAAAAUCCCCUUACACGAUUCUCUUCACAAAAACUGCCAAAUAUUACAAGCCUGGAAUGCCGUUUGAUGUGACGGUGGUGGUGGUGAAUCCAGACGGCUCCCCAGCCAGUGACAUUGACGUCGUGGCAGAGCCAGGGAAUGUUCCUGGAAGAACCCAGAAGCAGGGCACAGUGAAGCUCACCCUCAACACACAGGGGGGCGCAGCACAGCUGCCCAUAACUGUGAAAACAAACGUGGCGGCACUCCCAGCACACAGACAGGCGCGGGAGCAGAUGAACGCUCUGCCGUAUAAAACACAGUACGGAACAGACAACUACCUGCACAUCGGAAUCCAAGCAUCAGAACUGGUGCCUGGAGAGAAUCUCCCCAUCAAUCUGAACAUCCGCAAUGAUAACCCGGGAACACAAGAGCAGAUUAAGUACUUUUCAUAUCUGAUUAUAAACAAAGGCAAGCUUCUCAAAGCCGGGAGACAAAUUCGUCAAGCAGGACAGACGCUGGUCAUCAUCUCGCUGCCCAUCGAGAAACAAAUGAUUCCCUCGUUCCGGUUCGUGGCCUAUUAUCACGUGACCAACCAGGGUCGACAGGAAGUGGUGGCGGACUCUGUCUGGGUGGACGUGAAGGACUCCUGCAUGGGAACACUCCUCGUAACCCCCGUCAGCGAUAAAGACCGACGGGUCUACCUGCCUCGCAAGCAGUUCAGCCUCCGGUUAAGAGGCGAUCCGGAAGCCAAGGUUGGGCUUGUCGCUGUGGAUAAGGGGGUGUUCGUGCUAAGCAACAAAAACAAGCUGUCCCAGUCCAAGAUCUGGGAUGUCGUUGAGAAGAAUGACAUUGGCUGCACAGCAGGGAGCGGACCUGACAAUAUGGGCGUUUUCACGGACGCCGGGCUGGUGUUUGAAUCAAGCGCUGGCAUUAGUACAAAGACCCGGUCAGAGACCCACUGCCCCCCUCCUCCCAAGAGAAGACGCCGUUCUGUCAUUCUGAUUGAGCACAAGACAACGCUGGGUGAGUGA